Molecule: messenger RNA, 894 nt
Organism: Amblyraja radiata (thorny skate)
Lineage: Eukaryota; Metazoa; Chordata; Chondrichthyes; Rajiformes; Rajidae
Product: coiled-coil domain-containing protein 170-like
Exons: 5
Coding region: 1-894 (297 amino acids)
Source: RefSeq, a predicted model, not a curated record
AUGACUGGCAUGAACCAGGCUGCGGCUCGGAGCAUCCUGGAGUACAACCAGUGGCUGCUGGAACACACCAGGUUCCUGGGCAAGCUGGCGGAGGUGAUGAGGGUUGAGCGAGGCCUGUGGACAGAUGACCCCGACACCCAGGCCGAGCAGCUCAUCUCCAGGGCUGGCAGCCUGGCCAAACUCGAGCUGGAGAGGCCCACCGAGAGCAAGGAGGCCCUGCAGAAGCUGCAACAGAAGCUGACGUCUCAGAGGGAGAAGCUGGCCGGCAGCAAGCGGCACGUCCAGCUCCUGAGCGGCAAGCUGAGCGCGCUGGAGAGUACUGGCCGCGGGGAGCAGCACGCAGCCCUGGCACAGCUCCAGCACACGGCCGACAAGCUGCAGGGGGAGCUCGACCUGGUGAAGAGCAGCAACCGCGGGCUGCGGGAGAAGGCAGAGGCGGUCAACGCACUGCGGGCAAAGUGCCAGGAGCAGGCCAGGACCAUCGACAGGCUGAGCGAGUCGCUGGAGAAGGCGGAGGCCAUCAAGGAGAAGGCGGCGCGCAAGGUGGUGACGCUGGCCUCCGAGCUGGGCCGGGCGGAGGAUGGGGCCUGGGAGAGCGGGGCAAGGGCGCAGCAUCUGCACCAAGCCCUCAGCAACGAGCUCCGCUCCACCAAGGGUGCCCUGGAGGAGGUGGCCCGGAGAGAGAGGCAGCUGGUGGAUUUCCGGGAGUUUGUGGCCAGAGAGCUGGGAUUUGACACCAACAGCAUGGCGGUUCCAGACGAGGAGAUCUACCGUCGUCUGGGAAGUGUCUCCCAGCCCCGGGGCCGGCCCGGUGGCUACGGCGCCUCCAGAUCCGGGCCCCCCCACAGCUACCCUGCCAGCUGGGAUGCGGCCCGCGGGGGCCACAGUGCCUAG